Messenger RNA from Alternaria arborescens, 2769 nucleotides. RefSeq lists its product as hypothetical. The transcript has 3 exons. NCBI's taxonomy places the organism in Eukaryota, Fungi, Ascomycota, Dothideomycetes, Pleosporales, Pleosporaceae. The record is from RefSeq and is a predicted model, not a curated record. The coding region runs from base 1 to 2769 and encodes 922 amino acids.
AUGGACCCAAUACUCACCCUCAAAGAGUUUCCGGCAUAUCUUCAAGGGCAACGGACUCUACCACGAUAUGACGCCAAGCAAGAGAAGAAGCCGGAUGAUCCCUGGUGGAGACUCGAUAGAGCCAGCGUCGAUGAGUUGAUGAAAGAACUUGCGCGACUCGUCACUCAACAAUUGAAAGGCUCUCCAGACAAUGACAAAGAGCUUCAGCAUUUAUUACGUACGACUACCGACCUCUCCCACGUCGUGCUGAGCCCUGCAAUCAAAGUUGCUUUGAUUGGAGCCCAAGGUGCAGGAAAGAGUCUUACGAUCAAUGCUCUAUUCGACUGUGACGGUCUUUCGCUCACCGGUGCGGAGGGGGCUGCUUGUACCAGUUCGAUAACGCGUUACGUUCAGUACCCUAAGAGCGCAACUGGUCAAGAUCAGUUCUUUGCAGAGAUCAAGUUCUUCACUAGAGAAGAACGAGAAGCAUUACUCAAAGAGCACGCUCGGUCGUACUACGUAUACCACAACGUCGACGACGAUGAUGAUGAUGAGGACGUCCCACGUACGAAGACUGUUGGACAGGAUGAAAUGGACCGCAGUCUGAACGACACCGCAGAAGAUAUCUUCACAACAUUGUUCGGGUCGUACGACGAAUUUCUUGAGAAUUGGAAUGUACCUGAUUACAGAUCAGGAGAGUUCAUCAACCUCUGUCAGCUCAAAUGUGACGAAGCCCUAAAGAAAGAGCAAGUUGACUCUCAGGGUAUCGCGACUAAGAUGGCAGAUACUCAGAAGGAACUGUUGGAAAAAUUACGACCAUUCUUAACUAGCGUCAAAGGUCAGAGAUGUUUAUGGCCACUCGUGGACCACAUCGCAAUCAGAUUCCAUCAUGAACUACUCCAAGGAGGGAUAGAGAUCGUCGAUCUCCCAGGCUGGGGUGACAUCAAUCUUUCUAGAGUCCGGCAUGCGGAGAAGAUCAAAGACACUGUUGAUGUUGAAAUCAUCCUCGCAGAUACCAUACGUAUCGCCUCCGACGACAAAGUCAUCAACAGUACACGUGCAGCUGUCGCUCAUCAUGGACCUUCAAAAGUCAAAGUUGUCGCUACAAAGGUCGAUUCUCUUUCCAAGAACCAGUUGUCUCAAUGCGCAGGCGGCGAAUUCGACAUCAUCAACCAGUUGCUGCAGGAAGUUGAAGAGCAAGAGGCUGGCCUGGACGAUGAUGACGAAGACGAGGAUGUCAAUUCGAAGGAGCGCAGGACUUUGGGCCAAUAUCGGAUUUAUCUGGAACGUAUCCGAAAGCAGAAAAAGAUACUGCAACGUGCAGAUAUCAUCAACGCAGAGCUCACGGCGAAGCUCAAGGGCAGAACCACCAAGGACAUGCCGCAGAUAUUUCACACCUCUGCCUCUGAGUACAUGGACUGGAUACGUAAACCUAAACUGGCGUUUUCGAAUCAGCCAUCGCUAUCUCCUGAUAUGACUGGUAUUCCCGCCAUUCGCGAAUAUCUCUUUUCUUUACCAGCGCAACAGAACUUGAGAGAUUAUGAACGCCACAUCAACACAACGAUUCCAGCAUUCAUCGAGAAAGUAAAGAGAACGGUUUCAGAACGAGAGCGUGAUGGAGAUUUCCGGACCAUAGCUGAUGAUAUCGACGCGGUUCGCAGGGGAUACAUGACCCGGCUUCUCUCAGAAGCGAAAAAAGGGUUUCAAGGAUGUUUUGACGAGAGCAUUCAAAGAAUCGAAAAGGACAUACCGAAUUUCAAAGAGCAGCUUGAAGAAAAGAUGACCACCGAAUGGUUCAUCCUCAGAUCGGCGGCCUUCACUCGCAUUCUUAGGUACCGGGGCAUUGUGUUGAAAGGCGCGUCUAAAGCCAAAGGCCUUGAGAACGGAUGCCACUGGAACAAGGAACUGGCAGACUUACUUGCACCUGGUUUCAACAAGUGGUACAACGCGCAUACGGGGUGUAUGAGAAACAUGAAACCAGCCCUGGGUGGGAGCUUAGAUCAGCUUCAUCACAAGAUCACGAACAUGAUCCACGACUCCGGCGCAAACAUGGUCACAAUUGAGAAGGCAAGGAAGAGAUGGGCUCCAUUACGCAACAAGCUCCAAGCCAAACUCAUUGUGAUGAUGGAAGAGGUUAGCAAGCUUGAGAAGUUGAUGUUUGAGUCGGCAACCAUGGAGUUUGGUCAAGAGAGAAACCUCAUCUCUUACAUGACCGAUGACCUUUACACCGAAGUUUUCGAAGCGGUACCUGAGGAAAAGCCGCCCCUACCAGCAAAAUCAGGAAAGAAGAAGCCGGCAAAGCGAUACGUGAUGCCUAAGCUCAAGUUUCAAAAGAAACGCAUGGAAGACUUAUUCCUGAACCCAGAUACCCACUUCGUUGACCAGGUCUUCCGGCGCUUUCGGGCUGAAUUUAACGAUGCAGUUCGUACGCUCCUGGACAAGCACUUCGUUGGCAUUGACAAGAUGCUCGAAAACUUGAGCACAAGCCUUCGAGCAGAAGCUCCGAUAGACUAUCGCAUCACCGAGGAAGGGAAGGCUAUCCGUGCUGAUUUGGCAGAGCAAAUUCUCAGUUUUGAAGAGAAGGCAAUGGAAUUACGGAACAAGCUACCACAAACGGUGAAGUCCGAAGAUGAUACAGCACUUAUACCUCCAAACAAUCCAGAGAUAUCAGAGGGAGAUGACAACGAUAAUCUGGCGAUCUUCUACGAUAAGAUGACGAAGUCAAAGCACAGGGUUACUCCUGACCCUGCUGCUCGGCGACCUAAGCGUAUCAAGACGGAACCUUGGUAA